ACCACUGGAAGAGGAUGCUGGGUUUCUCACCAGUGGCCUUGGCUUCUUAAAUGAAUUACUGUGUUGUUCCAAGGAAAGAUUUGGGCUGUUGUGUACAGUACACAAAACCUAAAGAUAUCUCCUUAGAACUUAGUCUGAAGUAAAUAAGAUGGGAUGCACUGAGCAUUCCAGAGGGAUGAGGGAGUUGACCCUAAACGGUAGUUUGGCAGGCUCAACAAGCCCCCUUCUACUGAUUAGCUGAGUCAAAAGCUCACAGUUCUGUAGAGCUCUUGGUACUGAUCUCAAUCAUACAGACUUCUGUAGCCUGCUAAAGAGUAGCUGAGGCAUUGCAGGGCAGUGACUAGAUUUUGUUCUGAAUAGCUGUAAAAGCAGCAGAGUCCUGUGGCACCUUCUAGACUAACAGACGUAUUGGAGAAUGAGCUUUCGUGGGUGAAUCCCCACUUCGUCGGAUGCAUGAAUAGCUGUAAUUUUAACUUCUAGGGGGACAGAGGGGGGGCAGCAGGGCCAGGCUCUUGCAGGCUUUCCCCUGUGUUUAGCGUGUCGUCUUCAGGCCCUCAAACUUUUGCAAAGAGGUGUUAAAUCUAGCAGAGGGCAAUGAAGAAUGACAUUGGACAUCUACGGGGAGCUCAACCAGUAUAGCUCUGAGCGGCAGUCUGCCAGAGACAUUGAGGGGAUUUGUAAAGGGAGGGUUGGAUUCCUAUUGAACUCUUACGUUCACCAACGUGGAAAGGAAUCUGAGGCCAUGUCAGCUACAUGAAGAAGGUUUUACCUUGGUGAUUCUCCUUGCCAGCAGAUCAUUUUUUUGUUACUAUAUGUUCUUCACUGUACUUCCACUCUCCCGCUGUAGCUCAACUGCUGAAGUGACCCUUUAACUCAGUUAAUCGUCCUAAUUUACCUCCUUUGCUUUGAAAACCAGUUCAGUGUGUUGUGCAUUGCUGUAGGCAACUGCAGAGCCAGGGGCCUGCAGUUGCCCACAUAAAGGCAUGGGGAACUUCUCCUAAAUAAAAACUGCUUCUUAGUUCCCCUAAUGAAGUACGCAGAAUCAACAGCCUCAGGGCUACAGCGGAGGUUAAAGGCCUGAUGGGAUAAAGGGGUGUUUCGGUUGCAUCAUUUAUAAAUGUCUAAUGAUCGAGUCUAUUCCAAUUAAAACAAGGAAGGGAAGCCUAUACUCUCCCACUCAUCACAUCUCCCCAUUAACUCGGUAUGUCAGCAAGUGCCAUGGUGCAGAGAUGGUUACUGUGCUCCCCUCUCCUUUACAAAAAGUCUAGAUGUCUGACUGUUGGAGAACAGCACUUCUCAGUAGGUACUAAUCACAUCAAAUGCCAUUUAUGAUGCAGGACUUAAAGAAGCUGAGGUCUAAAGAAAUGAGACAUGAAUAGUGGGGGAUUUUGUUCCAGAUGCAUCUUUUUGCACUAUGCCAGCUUUACAAAAUGUUGUUCUCCUCCUGAGCGAGGGCAAGUCAUUUGUGUGGAUGGGUAAGUACAAAGUUUUCAUCACUAAAAACCUGGGGAUUGGUAAAUUUUCAUGACCCUUUUUGCAAAGUCGCACUAGGUAAUGGGAAAUUCAAUAUGUACUGCACUGGAGGCAGCAAGGUGGCCUGGGUGUAACAGAACGUGUUGUUUGGAGCCUGGGUGCUCUGCAAAAAUAUUCCUGUGAUGCUUGUUUCAGUGGGGGUGUGGUGUCCUUUUCUUGGGAAUCCGGUUCGGUCACAUCCAGGCCUUGGCAGAAAAUGGCACGGCCGGAUCACUCCCUUUUGUGAGCUGCUUGCAUUCAGAGGAACCACACUGUGUCCCUCAAGCUCCUCCUAAGGUGGCCCCUUAGGCUGGGCAAAGGUUUUAUUAAACUUUCUCUUCUGUACUUUUGUUUUGGGAUCCCCAAAGCCUGCACUGUCUGUGCACCUGCCUCGGCAGCCCUUCUACACAACGAGCAGGGACGUUUUUCUCGUUCCGGGGUGUCUGGAAAGCAGCGGGCAUCAUCCUCCUUCCCCCCCCCCCGGCUCCUGCCAGGCUGUCAGCUCUCUAAGGGAGACCCCUUGGAUGGCAAUUUCCCCCAUAAAGAGUCCUUACAAGAUGGCUUAGUGGGGCUUGUUGCUCCGUGUGUUCCUGUCCCUCUCCUGUGUUGCUCUGACUGUCGAACCAGCUCAUCUCCCUUCAAUGCUAGGAACCUCUUGUUCUGCCAGUGACCCUGUUACCAAUGGCCACUUGGCCAAACACAAACAGGCCACAGCCAUGGUAAUCCUCCCGUUGCUAAUAGGCCUGGCUCCUCGGCUCCUCUCCCUGGGCUGGCACCACCCCCGGUUACCAGCCUAGCAACGGCAGCUCACAGCCCUGAAGCCGGAGCUCGGCAGUCCCCGCAUGGGACCAUUAAAACCAACUCAGCUGCGGAACAGGUAUUCGGAGCAGCUGUGACCAGCGGACCUGGGGGAAAGGUCCCCCUAGGAGAACCAGGCACUUUGGGGCCCCUGUUCCCAUGCAGCAUGAUGGCCCUGAGGAUUUUCCGUUGCCCGAGCUGCGACAUGGGCUUCCGCUCCAAGCACCUGCUGGACAAGCACAUGGAGAAGUUCUGCAUUGGCCGUCAGGCAGCAGGCGACUCCUUUGCUCUCAAUGCCAGACACCGGGAGCAGGGGAAGAAGAUGCCCAGGAACACAGACACUCCAGACCACACGCAGCGGCAGCUGGGCGACCCGCGGGUGAGGAGAGUCCGUCUGGGACAGCAGCCGCAGGACUUCCUGAGCGACCGCGAGAGGAACCUUCUCGGAGGCUAUGAGCUUAAAGGGAGCCCCUCAGACAGCCGGGCCUUGAGGAAGCUGACAGAGGAGUUCCACAAACUGAGGAUGUCUCUGGAGGACACUGUCCCUGCUCUCCAACCCUUGAAGCCAGAGGAGGAUGCUGGCCGUCGGAUUUCCCACCGGCAGGGGUACAAGGAGCGGCUGCAGGAGAUAGCAAAGGCGCACGAGCACCAGAUGGCUGCUAUCCAGGCCAGGAACCAGCAUCUGGAGCAGCAGGGAGAGGAAAUCCGCAGGCGCCUGUCGGAGCUGGCCCUCAGCAACUCUUCCAGCGCGCACGUCGAGCAGCUGCUGCUGGAGCUGAAGGCCCAGGAGGGGAAGAACCAGCUGGCGCUGGAUGCUCUGAGACACCAGAUUGGGCUCAUGCAGGCUGCAGACACGAGAAGCAGGUUGGAGCCAGACAGCCGUACCAACGCAGCCGGGGCCGCAGAGAAGGUGGGCGAGAAGGUCUCCAUCAGUCUCAUCCCAUUCCCUCCGGCUGCCGGGCCCCUCUCCUCGGAAAUGAGAGCCCUGCACCUGGCCUACCUGCAGGGCGGGGGGAGCGACCCUGCCGUUCUGGCGCAGAUGUACGACCUGCAGGUGGAGGCCACGGCGCUGGAGAGGGCGGCUGGGAGGCAGGAACACAAGGAGAGGAAGAAAAAACACCAGGCGGCCGGCAUUGGCCCCCGGGGCCUGGACGCAGAGCUGCUGGCUGUGGAACUGGAGAAUCAGCGGCUGGAGGACGAGCUCUUUAAGCUGAAGAUGCAGAGGGAUAAGAGGAGGGUGGAUGACGGCGUGCUGGACAAGGAGCUGGCGGAGCAGCAGCGGGCACACGCGAUGGAGUUGGCUCAGCUGCACGCCGAGGUCGGGAUGCUGAGACGUGAGGCAGAGAGGGUGCAGCCACGACGGGCUGGGAGGAGGUCGCCACCCAUGCUCCCACCGCCAGUGGCCCCACCCCUGCCACCGCCCCUGCCCCUGCCUCUGCCAGGCCUGCGUGAACUCCCCUUCAUGGACCGAAUGGGACCUCAGACCCAUCUCAGCAGAUACUUGCUGGACCCUCCCGACGCUCUGGGACCUGCUCCGUAUGACCCAGCGACCGGCUUUGUGAUAUUCUACGACUUCCUGCUGGGCUUGGACCCUACCUUCUUCCAGGUUUGCCUGGUGGCUGGGCUUUACCGUGAUGGGCAGGAGAUGGGCAAGCCAACUCCUCUCCCUGUCGCUUACUGCCAAAUGGGCCAGUCCCCACCGUAUGUAGUAGAUGGGCAGAGAGGCAACGGUGCAAUCCUAUCGGCUAAACAGCCGGUCCCAAGAGUCCGGCCCUCAAUGUCCAUCGCUCUGGUGAUGGAGCUGCAGGCCUCUGGGGGCUUCGACGCCUACGGGCAGGAGAUCCAGCGCCUGGCCUCCCGGGGAUGGGCCAAAAUCAACCUUUUUGACCAGCUCCACCAGCUGAUCAGUGGGCGAUGGAAGAUUCCGGUCCGGUUGCUUCCGGUGCAGCCGGGCCUCACAACAGAACAGCUGAACGGGAUCCCUCAGGCUGGCAAGACGGAGCUUUACCUUCGGGUGGUGAAUGCGAGAGACGCCGACAUGCAGUCGAUGGCCGAGAUCGACCCUGGCAACGCCGCCAUGUACCAAUACCCUCCCACGGUGUCCAGCCGCACAGCACCCCCUGCAGGCAGCCUUCCAACCCAACACCCUUUCCACCCUGCCCCCACCAGCCUGUACCUUUCUGAUCCUCCUUACACUGGCUUUGUUGACCCGCCUCCUAUUCAGGAACAGCGUGUCCAGCACAAAACUAGUCAAAGGCGUGGUGGAGCAGCCCUUCGGGGCGGGAAGCUGACGGAGGCCCAGGAACGCAGGGUGCAGCCCCAGCAGGGAGAGCCCAGGAAUGACGACGAUGCGGGGAAGAGGUUGGGGUUCAUCAUAGACCGGGUGAAAGGCGCCCCGCUGGGAGACGGGGUCCUCAGGCUGACCGGCUAUCACCAGAAAACGGGGCAGGUGAUCAGCACCAGGAACUCCGGGAUGACUUGCUACGCGACCCCUGUGAGAUCCAACAUUAAACUCGGCUACUUCAUAUUCGGGGAGCAGGAGGUGAAUUUCCUGGACCUGCUGCCGCAGGAGGACAUGAUCCUGAUUGUCCGCUUUUACCACUGGCCCAGUGGAGGGGUGGCCACCACCCCGUGGGACCAGGGGUCGGGCGGGCAGCAGCUGCUGCUGGGAACUGAUGCGUGGUUGGCUGCCUGGGCCAUCCUCAGACUGACCAAGCCUGCUGGAUCCGAUGUGGCGACGAAGGGGGGCCUAGGAGCAGUGACCUGGAACACGGGGCCCCACGAUUUGACCCUGUAUCAUGGCCCUGUGCCUCCUGCCCAUACGCUCUCAGUCCUGCCCGAGGAGCGGCAGCACAAGGGCUUCGAACCAUACGGCAGUGCCAGCGUGAGGCUGCACCUGUUCAGCGACAAGAAGCCGGAGCAGCCUUUCCCACCCGAGUCGCCAGUCCCUCUCAGCCAGCCGCAGGACUGGCCCUGGGCGGCGUUCAUCCAUCACACCAGGGAGACGCCCGCCUCGGAGCCCUUCAGCGCCACAGACGGCUUCGACCUGUACAUCGACGGGGCCCGGUUCCUGCCCGAUGCCGUCACCGUCACUAGGGUCGCUGGCCGGAUCUUUGACAGCCACUACCACCAAGUUGGUCCAGACAUUUCCACCGCCAUUGAUUUGAGCAGCAAUAUCUUCGAGCCACUCUACAACUAUCGCGUGGAGAUCCGGAAUCCACCAGUGCCGCCCUCCGCUACGCUCUUGCUAAAGCUCUACUCCCUGGAUCGGUUCAGUUCCAAGCUCGUCCUGAUCGGCUGGGCAGCUCUCAAUCUCUUUGUGGAAUCUGGGACGCACAGAGCCCCGGCUGCAGAUUCCCAGGGGAUCCAGGUCUCUCUGAACGAGGGUGCCCACCAGCUUCGCCUGUACCACAGUGGCCCUGCCACGGACCAGCUGUUCUCUGUCGGUGCCCUCACCUCUGCAGGACGGUAUGUCCCAUGUGCCAGCCUGCUAGUCAGGCUGCUCAAAGCCCCCGUGGACUCCAGCCAUCAAACCCUGCAGAGAAGCAUGGUUCCCCAGGGGGACUGGGUCAGACUCGGCCUCUUCCAGCCCAGGCCUGACUAUUCAGACGGGAUCUAUUAUUCAGACUCGGUCGUGCCCACCGCCGGGGAGAGGUGCCUCUACAGCGCCAUGGGAAACAGGUCUGCAGUGCUGGUUCGGGAGAUUGUCCCUCAGCUUGUGGGAAACGAAGGCCCGGAGCUGAAUACAGAUGCGGAGAUCUCUACUUGGAUCAAAGAGAAACUGACCAGGACGAUGGACUGCAGCCCUCAGCCUUUCAAUCUUACCUAUGUCUCUCGAUACCUCCCUACAUACGGCAUUAAGUUUGCAGUGGAUGGUGCCAAGAAUCUACCCUGGUCUGGUUUGACGGUGGCUCAUUUCUGCUUCAAUCCCCCUGGGGCCUUUUAUUUUGGGAGGCCCUGGCUAAAAUACGAUCGUCCUGUCUUUGUGGAGGAGCUUGACCUUGACAGCUACCAGCGAUGGCCUGUGUGGCUGGAUGGAUUCAAGUCCUUUCCCCAGAGGAUUUACAAUGAGUAUCUAACGGUGAUUAUCCACCUGUACGAAGUCCUGGUGAAUCCUGAGCCAGACACUCCGGGCAAAAAGGCAGCCACCAGACCUGUGCCGAGAGGAAUCAUGAGGAAAGAGGGCGAAAGGCUGCGCUAUGCACUGGGGAGUGAAGCAUGGGCUGUUCUCCAAGUGUUCUCUAGUGGCUACUGCAAUACUGAUGUUUAUCAGCUGCCUCUGUACCAGGGGGCUCCCAGCCAGGAACGUGUACCAGCGUUACGCAGGAGCUGGCGAACAGGAAAGUGGUGAGUCAUCAUGCCACGCCAGUGCACCGUGUUUAAUCACCGUGCAAUAGUGAGACGCGUCUACAGUGUUAAGGCUGGGAUGAAAAAUGACCUGUAAAAAUGACUCCUCCUGAUCCACCCCACUGCAUGGUCAAAUUCCCCUUGAUGCCAAUUGGGUCAGAACUGGGGCCUUAAAGGAGUAAAAAUGUUGUUAGCCCUGCAGAGCCAAUGGAGCGCUGCAUGAACCACCUGGCUUUUUUCCCGCUUCAGGCCUCAGCACUGUCCUGUAUGUGCCAGCUGCACAAUAGAACUGUUCCCCGGGGGACAGGCAGAACAGACCCGUCUGUGCUCAGUUCCAGGUUGAGUUUUGUAGUGCGGGCAAGUAGAAAACUCAUCGUUAGCCCUGUGGCGGGGCGACGACUCACUGGCGCGGCGCCUCCUGCUGGUCGUCCUGGGAACUAGCCCUUCCAGCCUCUGGAGUGCCCUCUGCAGGCCGGUGUCUCACCUGCUGCUGGCCCCCGUGUCCCUCCUGGACCCCGGUGUCCUUUACAUCAGGGUUCUGCCCCCAAGGAGCAACCCACAAUCUGGGUCUCUCCACCCAGGGGAUCCCCCAACCCCCUAGUCCCACCUCGCCUCAGUGGCUACUGCCAGUCGUCGUCUAGCCCCCGCCCCCUGGGGCAGACGCAGUCUGUAAUCCCCUCAUCAUCGGCAAGGGGGGGUUGGACCAGAUGCCUCUGCCUAUCUCUGGGCUGCCCCUCUGCAGCCCCAGUGCCCUUUGUG
Messenger RNA from Chrysemys picta bellii (western painted turtle), 7416 nucleotides. The record is from RefSeq and is a predicted model, not a curated record. Lineage: Eukaryota; Metazoa; Chordata; Testudines; Emydidae.